GAGGCUUUUAUGUGAGAUGGCCAGAAAACCUGCCUGCUAGCAGCCGCGGUCGAAUACAUUUUCUUCUUUUUCAUAUUUCUAAAGAACCAAUUCAGUGACGGAGUGGAAUUGAUGACUUUCGUUUCGUUCACCUAACAACGACCUACUGUGUUUAACACACACUUGAGAUUAUUUAUUUGGAAUUAACUUCGCCUAUCCACACAAGAAAUCAAAUCAAUGGAAUAAAUAUGGGAGCUACACUUCUGCACACCUUUGAGCAGCAGUAUGAUGCAGGCAGGAGUCUGUCUGAGACAGGACACUGAGACAACACUACCAGAGCUCACUGAGCAGCACAGGAUCAGACUGAAAGAAGAGGAACUCAGUGGACUGGAGUCUGUGCACAUGGCAGAGUCAGAGACUGAGUGUACUACACCAGGACUCAACACACUGGAGCCAGAGUGUGUUACAGCACACAGUGGGGUCAGUGCUGUACACCACACUGACUCACCAUUGAUAAAAACAGAAACUGACCUGGGUCUCACCAACACUGGGGAUCUUAUUAAGACAGAGAGCCUAGACUUCACAGAGCUGGUAUGUAGAACCCAUCUGCAUCCUGACCAAAUCAAAACAGAAACUGACACACACACUGGGUAUCUUAAGACAGAGAACCUAGAAGUUACAGAGCUGGCAUAUGGAAUCCAUCUGCAUCCUGACCAAAUCGAAACAGAAACUGAUGAUGGAGGCUACAUCAAGGCUGAACACAUCAGUGUGCUGCAGGACAUUAAAUGUGAUGAUAUUACAUCUGAUGAAGUGAACACUGUGCUUAAUGGAGCUGGUGUUGUUCACAAAGACCAGACUGAACCAUGGCAGUGUGCAGGAGAGCCAAAUCCACACUCCAGGAAACCAGGGAAAGAACAGGACCGUUCCACCCAGCAUGUGAGAUGCCUUAAUGAGCCAUCAGAGUUAAUCCAAGACAAGGGAAACCAUAAUUGUGAAAAGCUCCACCAAUGCUCCCUUUGUGGGAAGUGUUUUCUUCAUGAAUCUAAUUUAACUAAGCACCAGAGAAUUCAUACAGGUGAAAAGCUUUACAAGUGUCAUCAGUGUGGGAAGUGUUUUUCAGCUAAAUCUUUUUUAUUCGAACAUCAGAGAAUCCAUCCUGGUGAAAAGCCCUUCAAAUGUACGGAGUGUGGGAAGUGUUUUUCAACAAAAUCUUAUUUUAGCCAACAUCAGAGAAUUCAUACUGGUGAAAAGCUCUUCAAAUGUACGGAGUGUGGGAAGUGUUUUUCAACGAAAACUUAUAUAAGCCUACAUCAGAGAAUUCAUACUGGUGAAAAGCCCUACAAAUGUAUACAGUGUGGGAUGUGCUUUUUAGAAAAAUGUGGUUUAAGGAGACAUCAGGCACAUCAUACCGGUGAAAAGCCCUUCACAUGUACGCAGUGUGGGAAGUGUUUUUCAACGAAAUCUUAUUUAUGCCGACAUCAGAGAAUCCAUACUGGUGAAAAGCCCUUCAAAUGUACGGAGUGUGGAAAGUGUUUUUCAACGAAAUCUUAUUUUAGCCAACAUCAGAGAAUUCAUACUGGUGAAAAGCCCUACACAUGUACGGCGUGUGGGAAGUGUUUUUCAGAUCAAUCAGGUUUCAGAGUCCAUCAGAGAACUCAUACUGGUGAAAAGCCCUUCAAAUGUAUACAGUGUGGGAAGUGCUUUUCAACGAAGUCUUAUUUAUGCCAACAUCAGAGAAUCCAUACUGGUGAAAAGCCCUUCAAAUGUACGGAGUGUGGGAAGUGUUUUUCAACGAAAUCUUAUUUUAGCCAACAUCAGAGAAUUCAUACUGGUGAAAAGCUCUACCCAUGCACUCAGUGUGGGAAUUGUUUUUCAACUCAAUCAUGUUUGAGAAAACAUCUGAGAAUUCAUACUGCUGAAAAGCCCCACCAAUGCUCUCAAUGCAAGAAGUGUUUUUCAGCUAAAUCCCAUUUAAGCCACCAUCAGAGAAUUCAUACAGGUAAAAAGUCCUACACAUGUUAUCAGUGUGGCAAGUGCUUUUUAAGGAACAGUGAAUUAAACAGCCAUCACAGAAUUCAUACAGGUGAAAAGCCAUACAAAUGUACUCACUGUGAAAAGUGUUUUUCAGAUCAAUCUGGUUUAAUAAGACAUCGGAGAAUUCAUACUGGUGAAAAGCCCUCCACAUGUCACAAGUAGACAUCAGGCAGGUCAUACCGGUGAAAAGCCCCACCAAUGCUCUCAAUGCGGGAAGUGUUUUUCAGCUAAAUAUCAUUUAAGCAUCCAUCAGAGAAUUCAUACUGGUGAAAAGCCAUACAAAUGUACUCAGUGUGAGAAGUGUUUUUCAAAAAUAACUACUUUAGUAAUACAUCAGAGAAUUCAUACAGGUAAAAAGCCUGACGCAUAUGAUCAGUGUGGGAAGUGUUUAUUAAGGAAAUGUAAUUCAAGCUAACAUCAGAAAAUUCAUACAGGUGAAAAGCCUUCCACAUGUACUAAGUGUGGGAAGUGUUUCACAUGUACAUCUAAUUUAAG
This is a messenger RNA of Conger conger (European conger), 2508 nucleotides long. Its product is annotated as gastrula zinc finger protein XlCGF26.1-like. The record is from RefSeq and is a predicted model, not a curated record. The transcript has 2 exons. Gene Ontology annotation, molecular function: DNA-binding transcription factor activity, RNA polymerase II-specific; RNA polymerase II cis-regulatory region sequence-specific DNA binding. The coding region runs from base 265 to 2175 and encodes 636 amino acids. Lineage: Eukaryota; Metazoa; Chordata; Actinopteri; Anguilliformes; Congridae. Gene Ontology annotation, biological process: regulation of transcription by RNA polymerase II.